Molecule: messenger RNA, 1495 nt
Organism: Balearica regulorum gibbericeps (East African grey crowned-crane)
Lineage: Eukaryota; Metazoa; Chordata; Aves; Gruiformes; Gruidae
Source: RefSeq, a predicted model, not a curated record
AUGAGGGCAAGGGCUUCAAGCCGUCAAGAAGAUGAACAAGUGGUCCUUGUCAGAACAGAUCGAAGUGGAAGGGCAUGGCCUGUGACCGCACCAACUGAACCACAGGAGCCAAAAGGAGGACGGAGAAAGCAACAGAUGGUCCCUACUCAUAUAGGUAAAGAAAGAGUAAGGUAUUUUCAGGAUGAUGAUAGUAUGAACCUGAAAGAUUUGGUCAAAAAUGAGAAGAUGAGAACAGCAGAGGAUCAAAACUCACUGUUCAUGCGUAUGGCGUCAAAGCUCAUGGAAAAAACUGACAGAGAGUACUACACUCUGGAUGACAUGUUUGUUUCCAAAGCAGCCAAAAGAGCCCGCAUUGGGGAAGAGGAAGAAAUACAAAGAAGAAAAGCAAUACAUGAGCACCAGCAGCUUGCUGCAUGCAUGGAAAAGUGCCCGUACUGCUUUGAUAGCAGUGAACUUUCUAAACAUCUUAUUAUUGCCAUUGGCACCAAGGUAUACUUGUCUCUGCCAAGGCACCAGUCCCUUACGGAAGGUCACUGCCUGAUAGCCCCUCUGCAGCACCAUACUGCAGCCACUCUUUUGGAUGAAGACAUCUGGGAAGAAAUCCAGAUGUUCCGAAAUACGUUGGUGAAAAUGUUUGAAGCUAAAGACUUGGACUGCGUGUUCCUAGAAACAAACAUGAGUAUGAAGAAACGGUAUCACAUGGUGUAUGAAUGUAUUCCUCUUCCAAAAGAAGUAGGAGAUAUGGCUCCAAUCUACUUUAAGAAAGCUAUAAUGGAGUCUGAUGAAGAGUGGUCCAUGAACAAGAAGUUAAUUGAUCUUUCUUCAAAAGAUGUUCGGAAAUCUGUUCCUAAAGGAUUACCAUACUUUGCUGUGGACUUUGGCCUUCAAGGAGGAUUUGCUCAUAUCAUUGAAGAUCAACACAAGUUCCCUCAUUACUUCGGAAAGGAAAUUAUUGGUGGCAUGCUGGACUUGGAACCACAGCUCUGGAGAAAAGGAAUCAGACAGAACUUUGAGGAUCAAAGGAAGAAGGUGUUGCAGUUUGCACAGUGGUGGAAACCAUAUGACUUUACCAAAAAGAAAGAAUGAGUACAUCCCUGCAGUCAAGGACUAUAUAAGCCAUAAAUUAUAUUAAAGGAUAUGUCAUAUGUUAAGAAUAACAGCAAUGUGUUAUGUAUUGCUAAUAUAUUUUAAAACCAAGGAUAUUGUUUAAUUGCUGAUUACCUAUUUCCAGCUUGGACACUGUGGAUCACAUGAACCUGCAAGCCUGACAAGCCAGAAGUGUACAGUGUUUUUAGUUUUUCAUUUUUAAGCUGAGCCAAAAGAAUUGGCUAUUGGAGUUCUUCAAAGUGUAGCUUCUGCUUUUGGAGUUUUUAUAAUCUUUGAGGCAACUAAUUUUUUUAUAUUGUAUUUAGUGUAGAGCCAGUGCUUAAUUAUCAUGGUGACUUUUUGUAGAAAAUGGUGUACAUUUUAAGAAUAUUUUGAUUAAUACAAAUAC